GUGGCUUGAAAUGGAAGGAAACGGAUAGGAGUGGAAAUGACAAAAUUAAGUGAAAUCAGUUACAGCCUCUCACUACUCAUUUCAAAGCAGAAACAGAGAAAUUGCCAUGGAGAGCGCUCUUCUUUCUGCUUCCCGCUUCACUACUACUCUACACACAGAGAGAGAAGUAGUAGGUGGGCCAGUGGCUGUGAGGAAAUUACAGAGCUCAUUCUAUGGAAAAGAGAUUAAUAAUAGUCAUGCUCUUUUCACCAGAAACUUCAAAAGAAUUCCUCUCACUGUCACCUCAGUGAUGCGGAGGAAACUAGUUAAGAAGGAGACUGUUGUUCCUGACCCUGAUUACCGAAUUCCAAUUGUCCUUCUAGGGUUAUCUGGUGGUUUAUUUUAUGUGGAAAAUCUACCAGCAGCGGUUCCUAUUGGUCUUCUUGGAUUACUCCUGUUAUUCCAGACAACAAGAGUGGGAUUUGUCUUUGAUGAUGAAGCUCUGGAGGUGAAAGUUGGGGAGCGACUUGAGGAGUCAGGUGAAAAUGUUUUUGUGGGUGGAAAGAACCGCUGGAAAUAUUCGACAUUUGUGAACUGGGAGCUAUGGUGGCCAAAUUUUCCGAUUUUGGUUUAUUUUAAAGAGAAACAGACAAAACCAGAGGGACAAAUCCACUUUUUUCCAGUAAUUUUUAAUGGGAAGCAACUGUACGAUGCUAUGGUGGAGAGAUGUGGUCCUUCAAAAACGAGCGGACCAAAGUAGUGCAGCAUGAGCUCCAGGACCAAGGCAAAGAUCUUACAGGCAAGCCAUAACAUAAGAUCAGAUUUUGUGGCAAAGGUAUGAAGCUAAGUGGUUAAGGAACUUGUCAAUUCAGUUACAAAAUGUGUUUUAAUGUAAUCAAUUAACGUAUACGUAUACCCGCUGUCACGUUUCUACGCAUCUGUAAAAUCAUACUCGUUCUGAGUUUUAGUUCACCACUCACAAGAUCAUGUAUGAGUUUUAGUUCACAACUCACAACGUAUCAGCAAACUAAUGCUCGUUUCUACGCAUCUGUACAGCCCAUUAUUUUACGAAAGGUGAUGCAGAAUUUGUGUGUUCA
Molecule: messenger RNA, 1076 nt
Organism: Lycium barbarum (goji berry)
Lineage: Eukaryota; Viridiplantae; Streptophyta; Magnoliopsida; Solanales; Solanaceae
Exons: 8
Coding region: 107-739 (210 amino acids)
Source: RefSeq, a predicted model, not a curated record